Messenger RNA from Ilyonectria robusta, 723 nucleotides. RefSeq lists its product as uncharacterized. NCBI's taxonomy places the organism in Eukaryota, Fungi, Ascomycota, Sordariomycetes, Hypocreales, Nectriaceae. The coding region runs from base 7 to 543 and encodes 178 amino acids. The transcript has 2 exons. The record is from RefSeq and is a predicted model, not a curated record.
CACAUCAUGACCUACGGUCCCAACCCUUCUCGUAUCACGGGACCAGGCAUAUCUACCACAUCUAUCCAACCCUUAGGCAUGGAGCUCCUAUUUUGCCUCGCUAGCUUAACACAUACAUACAACCCAGACGACACCGAAGAAUGGGCGUAUCGUUUGCCGACCAACGUGGGACCAAAAGCCCUGGAGAACGGUGUGAGCUAUGUGUCGCAGCUCAACGUUAGUUCUUUGGAGGAACUCCGCGCUUUGGACUAUAGUGACUUCCGCGACGGCAUUUUCGGAGCUGUUUUGGAUGGCUAUGCUAUGCCCGACACCUACAUGAACACCCUGCUCCACGGUGCAGCCAACAACGUGCCAAUCUUGACUGGCAACAACAAGGACGAGAGUGGUGCCGAGUAUUCUCCACAUCUUCGACAAUGCCUUCUGACUCCCAAUUUCAUCAGCAUCAUUGGAAUACUCCCACGUGGCAGUGUUGACGCUCGGCUCAUUGUGGCUGACAGACUGGAGCACCGUCAUUGGUACGGCGUGGCCAACCACGAGAGAUGAUGUUAUUUGUUGAGCUAGAAGUUAUCUCAAGAACACCUGGAAGGAAUCUCUGAAUGAGUGUCUUAAAUGUGCACGUGCAAGAUAAGACGAGGGCGACAUGGGCGACAUGGAUUUCUACAGAUGACCAGUUCAAUGAUUGCACCUAAUAUCGCAGUUAGAACCAGGCAAUGGGUGAAGAUG